Messenger RNA from Dovyalis caffra, 687 nucleotides. NCBI's taxonomy places the organism in Eukaryota, Viridiplantae, Streptophyta, Magnoliopsida, Malpighiales, Salicaceae. The record is from the annotation of a GenBank genome assembly.
AUGGCUGUUUCACCCUCAAGUCCUUCUAGCUUGGAUUUGACCAUAUCUAUGCCUGGCUUCUCUUCUUCUCCUUCUUUUCCUCCAUCCGUGAAAGAUUUGGACAUAAACCAAUUACCAUCAGGAACAGCAGAAGAAGAAUGGAUCACUGCAGGCAUGGAAGAUGAAGAGGAAAGCACAAACGGAGGCCCACCUCGCAAAAAACUCCGUCUCUCAAAAGAACAGUCUCGCCUUCUCGAAGAAAGUUUCAGGCAACACCACACCUUAAACCCUAGACAGAAAGAAGCAUUAGCUUUGCAGUUGAAGCUGAGGCCUAGACAAGUGGAGGUGUGGUUUCAAAACCGUAGGGCCAGGAGCAAGCUUAAGCAGACAGAGAUGGAGUGCGAGUACUUGAAGAGAUGGUUUGGUUCAUUGACAGAGCAAAACAGGAGGCUGCAAAGAGAAGUGGAGGAGCUUAGGGCAUUAAAGGUGGGUCCACCAACCGUGAUGUCUCCUCACAGUUGUGAACCUCUCCCAGCAUCUACACUUACCAUGUGCCCGCGUUGUGAGCGAGUGUCAACCUCCUGCUUGGAGAAGGGCUCCACCAAAACCACCACCACUGCUGUGGCCAACCCAACAACAGCCGCCACCUUGUCCUCUAAAGUUGGGACACCUGCACUCCAUACUCGGCAAUCUUCUGCGGCUUGUUAG